Etheostoma spectabile (orangethroat darter) is the source of this 4452-nucleotide messenger RNA. Its product is annotated as phosphatase and actin regulator 1. The record is from RefSeq and is a predicted model, not a curated record. Lineage: Eukaryota; Metazoa; Chordata; Actinopteri; Perciformes; Percidae. Gene Ontology annotation, biological process: cell motility; stress fiber assembly. The coding region runs from base 317 to 2083 and encodes 588 amino acids. The transcript is spliced from 12 exons. Gene Ontology annotation, molecular function: actin binding.
CAACCGACUGCAGUCUACAGCUCUGGGAGGGAGAGGUAGUCACUGCUAUUCUCUGCUCACCCUCUGUUUUAUUAUUAGCUUACUUAAAUCUGGCAGCAGGGCUGUGUUUCUCAGCAGCAGCCGCUCUUUUUUUGUUGUUGCAUUGCGUAACCAAAUAGUUGCACAUUAUUGGGAUCUCAGGUAAAUGUGUGGGAACACAGCAGAGAGACGCGGCUGAUUUGGGAUCGAUACAAAGCUGCUACCGUUAGGUCAGGGAGGACAGGGUGGAUGGCCCUUUUAAUUUAAAUCCACACCGUGCUCCGUUUUCGCGUCCCCGAUGUUCAGGACGGCCAAUUACCCGACGGUGGAUCCUGCGCCCACCAUCAUGCACGGCACUUGGUUUACCACGGGGUGCCGAGAAACGCCCGUAGCGGUGGAGAAACCGAAGAAAAAGGCGUUCAGCCUGGUCAAAAUCAUGUCUCUCAGCAACAAGAAAGGGCACGACCACCAUCCGCACCACAACAAUAACAUGCCCUUUACGAUCCACUGUCACAUCGGGAAAGAGAUCAAGCACAUCUGCAGCAAUUGCAGUCGCGGGAACGAUACACAGGACGCUGAGGAAGGAGAGAGGCUGGCCGCUAUGCGUUCUGAGUCCCUGCUCUCCGGCACUCACACUCCCCCCAUUCGUCACCGGAGCAAAUUUGCCACUCUGGGACGCCUCCUCAAGCCAUGGAAAUGGAGGAAGAAGAAGAGUGAGAAGUUCAAGCAGACCUCAGCUGCUUUGGAAAGGAAGAUGUCGAUGCGACAGAGCAGAGAUGAGCUGAUCAAGAGAGGAGUGCUUAAAGAGAUCUUUGAAAAAGCAACCUUUGAGUUCCGAUCCUCGAUGGAUGGUGGAGUCUGUACUCAGGAGCCUUCUAUUAAGUCAUCUAUGGUCCUGCCCAUCAAGAAAUCUGUCACCUACUCAGGGGACCAUCAGGAUAUCCCCGCCAAGCCGCCGCAUUACCACAAACAGCCUCCUGCUCUCCCUCCAAAACCUUUCUCUAGGAUCCCAAACCAUAGCACAGAUUCUUGCCAGCCGAUGAAGUUGCCCUGUAUGCCUGGGGGGAAGCACUCUCCACCUCUGCCUCCCAAGAAAGUGAUGAUUUGUGUGCCUCCAGGGGGGCUGGACUCCCCUUCUCCAUCCCCCAAUUCCCUCUGCUCCCUCUCCCAAAAAUGCGGCCCUCCCCAGGGCAUGCCCCCAUAUCACGGCACGUUGCUGCCCUCCCACCUCGCCGCUCUAUCCAGUCUUCACCAGAGCCACGGUCACCCGUUUCAACUUCAGUACGGCAGCUUGCAUGCGCCCAGCCGCAUCAUUGAGGAGCUCAAUAAAACCCUGGCGCUCUCCAUGCAAAGGUUUGAAAGCUCUGCAUUGCAUGGCAUCGGUCAGUGUGUCCCCCUGGACAGGAGAGAAGUGCCAUCUGUGAUCAUCGACUACGAGGAUGAAAAGGAGAACAUGCCCAACGAGUCCGACUAUGAAGAUCUGCCCAGUAUGUAUAAGGACGAGGACGAUGAUGUGGAUGAUGACGAGGACGACGAUGAAGAUGACAUAUUAACAAGUUCUCUGGCUCAGAAGGUGCUGAGGAAAGACUCUCUGGCCAUCAAGCUGAGUAACCGUCCAUCCAAAAGAGAGCUGGAGGAGAAAAACAUCCUGCCCAUGCAGACAGACGAGGAGAGACUGGAGUCUAGGCAGCAGAUAGGCACCAAACUCACAAGGCGCUUGAGUCAGAGACCCACAGCGGAGGAGCUGGAACAGAGAAACAUCCUCAAACCUCGCAAUGAGCAAGAGGAGAUUGAGGAGAAGAGGGAGAUAAAACGAAGGCUGUCACGAAAGCUGAGCCAGAGACCCACUGUAGAGGAGCUGAGACAGGCCAAAAUUCUCAUCCGAUUCAGUGACUACGUGGAGGUGUCAGAUGCCCAAGACUACGACAGGCGGGCUGAUAAGCCCUGGACCCGGCUCACAGCAGCUGACAAGGCAGCUAUACGGAAGGAACUCAAUGAUUUCAAGAGCAAUGAGAUGGAAGUGCAUGAGUCAAGUCGCCAUUUAACCAGGUUUCACAGACCAUAGUAGACCACCACUGUCUUGAGCAGUGCCGGACCGGCGCUCUCCUCCACUGAGAACCUUAAGUGCUGGACAGUAAAAUGGUGCCAGUUUAUACAAUAAGGCCAUGUCUUCUGAAAUGCCUUUUCAAGACCCACACAACUGAGUCGGUACUACGCUUCAAGACGCAGACCCCCACUACUCCAUCCACUGUAGUAGCACAUAAGGACUCCAGUUGAUUUACUUCGCCCCUCUAUGGAAUUUGCUUGACUGUCUCUUCAACCUCCCUGCUGAGCUCUCAGGCGGGUUAUAUUUUGUGUGUUUUUUUGCAAUUGAUUGACACUUUCAACAUCUGAGGGCAACCGUACCUUGGUUCCUCAAUAACACCAGUGGACUUGUCUGAGUGGACAUGUUUUUCUCCUUCUUCAUUAGUACAGUGUCACUCUGGACUCCGUCAAGCCCUCAUGGACAACUCUGUGUGAAGAUGCCGAGUUGCUUGUUUUGAGCUCCCCACAUCAGCAGGAGAUCAAUCUUUACUGCACCUUCUGGGGCUUUGGAAACGGCUUAGAAAGACAAACAGGGGGGAGGGAAGGGUGCAACAUUAGAAUCAUGUGCAAUAUUUUUUUUCUUCUGCUUCUCCUAGGCUAUAGCACCCCCUAGAGUCUCUUCUGUGUCAUUACUUUGUUGUCCUGUCUUUUGUUCUUCCCUCUUACGUGCAAUUCUUACUGUACCGGCCAUGUUGACAUCUAAUUGCUAACUGUGAAUUUGAGAGUUUGGGCAAUGCCCACACUCUCCCCAAAUGUACAUUUUGUUCAUAAUGAAACACGAAAGUUACAUUUAAAGAAGAACCAUGCUUGACCAAGUUUCAUUCAUGUCACAAUCUUAGAAAUGUAAUGUAAAAAAAAUGCAGCUGGCAGAUAUAUUCUGGUUCCAGUAUGUGCAACGAUUAUCUAUUUUAUAAUGUUUUGUUAGUUUUUACUUGUUUUUGAUAGAGGCACUUAGAUCAUGAAUGAUUCAUGUACAUGUUUUUACAUGUCCCGGCUCUGAAACGGAAUACCAAGAGCUGCCUCACCACGUCAUUUUUGUUCUGUUUGGAGCGGUGUGUUUUAAAAUCUUUGCUCAUAACGUGUGCAUUGUAUUAUACACUUUACUUUUCUACUUAUGUCAUUAGAAGCUUUUGACUAAGCAAUAUCCGUUGUUUGUAGAGAAAGGUUAAACUACAGGUGUAACUCCCACGUUUUUUUUUACUGUGCUUACACAUUACGGCUCACUUCAGGGUUUUCAUUUUCUUUUAUACUUUACUUUAGGAAGGCUUAAUUCAGGAGGACUUUUCUGCAUUUUUCUUGACUGAGCCACCAAAAACAUCUGCCUCUUUUAACAGCUUACCAACACAGUCUCAAAUCUACAACUGAACACAAUGAUGCACUCUCGAUUUUGAAACACGAGUACAGGUAUAAGUGAAUUCAUUGAGUCAGGAAUUUAAAAUGUUUAUUGCUAAAGUUAUUUGCACUGUUAAGAGUUUGGCUUUACAAUGGUCCCUGUUUUAAGGUCAGGGCCCAAAUGUGUUAACAUUUGUUUGAUAUCUGAUUGGUGACCAUUUUGUCUUUUCACUUUAAUGGUCUUGUUACCUGAUCACUGAUCCCACACCAGUAUUCCAAUGCUCAUAAGCUUUAUGUACACAAAAUAUUUGUAUUUUUUUUUACUGUAUUACUUUUAAAGUUGCAAUAUGAAAUUCUUGUUUGUCAGAUAAAGUAAAGUAGUAGAGGUAACUGGAUGUUGGCCGCCUACUAAAAUACCUCUGUCUGCAAAGUUCACCCUUUUUUUUUUUUCAAGGUCUCGCUCAGUGAUGGAUAGAUGACCCAAUAAAACCUGGGCACAUAGAAAAUUUGUUUUGCACUUUAUGGAUUUUAUGUGAAAUAAAAGUUUUUUUUGGUAGUUUAGAGCGGUUUAUCCUCAGAAUCUGUACACAGGUCAUUUUCAUAUCACAAUGUUUCUUUUUUUUUAAAAUUUCAUUGGGUCAUCUAAUCUCAGAGACUUUGAAAUAUGAGGUACUUCUUGUGUUAGAACCAGCUUCUUUAUGAUUCCAGCAUCAAGCCAUUAUUUGGAAAUGUCCAUCCAUAGGUUCAGUACAAUAGAGCAUAAUUAGGAAAGACUUCACACAAAUACGCUCCAGUUCUCAUUUCAGCUCUAAGAAACAAACCUGAGCCACUGGGCUGAGCAUGCGGUUUUCCUUUAAGCUGGAAUCAAGGAACAUGAAUUCAGCAAUAAUCUGUUUCCUUUUACAUGUUGGUAGAGCAUCUGAACGAAUUUGAAAGUGUUCCUUUUUUUUCAUUUUUUAAAUACAGAAUACCAUGUAAAGGAUACGUCAUGCCAAUUAAAUUCCAUUUCUGAAUGCA